GGCAGGGACGCCGCCGCCGCCGCGCUGCACGGACCCGCGGCGCCGCCAGAGGCGCAUCCCGGGCUCCGUCGCGGUCUCCAUCCUCGGUCUCCGUCCCGGGCUUCGUCCCGGGCUUCAUCCUCGGGCUCCGUCUCGGACUCCAUCGCGGUCUCCAUCCUCGGUCGCCGUCCACGUCUCCGUCCCGAUCUCCGUCCCGGUCUUCGUCCUCGGUCUCCAUUCCUGUCUCCAUCCUCGGUCUCCCUCCCGGACUCCAUCCCGCUCUCCAUCCCGGCCCCGGCUCCCCCCGCCCCGGGACGGGACGGCCGCGGUCCCCGCACCGCAGCAUGAUGAGCGGCUACCCGGGCGGCUCGGAGGACACGGCGGCACUGCUGGCUCAUGAGAGCGGCGGCAGCAAGGAGCCGGAGCGGGGCAAGGAGGAGCUGAGCGCCGACAAGGGCCCCGAGAAGCCGGACCCCUCGCAGAAGCCCCCCUACUCCUACGUGGCCCUGAUCGCCAUGGCCAUCCGCGAGAGCGCCGAGAAGCGCCUCACGCUCUCCGGGAUCUACCAGUACAUCAUCAGCAAGUUCCCUUUCUACGAGAAGAACAAGAAGGGCUGGCAGAACAGCAUCCGCCACAACCUCAGCCUCAACGAGUGCUUCAUCAAGGUGCCCCGCGAGGGCGGCGGCGAGCGCAAGGGCAACUACUGGACCCUGGACCCCGCCUGCGAGGACAUGUUCGAGAAGGGCAACUACCGCCGGAGGCGAAGGAUGAAGCGGCCCUUCCGACCGCCCCCGACCCACUUCCAGCCCGGCAAGAGCCUCUUCGGCCCCGACGGCUACGGCUACCUCUCCCCGCCCAAGUACCUGCAGUCCACCUUCAUGAACAACUCGUGGCCGCUGCCGCAGCCCCCCGCGCCCGUGCCCUACGCCUCCUGCCAGAUGUCUGGCGGCAACGUCAGCCCCGUCAAUGUGAAAGGACUCUCGGGCCCGGCCUCCUACGGCCCCUACUCGCGGGUGCAGAGCAUGGCGCUGCCCGGCAUGGUGAACUCCUACAACGGCAUGGGCCACCACCACCACCCGCACGCCCACCACCCGCAGCAGCUCAGCCCCGCCAGCCCCGCUCCUCCCGCCGCCCCGGCGGCCAACGGGGCCGGGCUCCAGUUCGCCUGCGCCCGCCAGCCCGCCGAGCUGUCCAUGAUGCACUGUUCCUACUGGGAGCACGACAGCAAACACGGCGCCCUGCACUCCCGCAUCGACAUCUAGGCGGGCUCCGGCCCCGCCGCCUCCUCCCUCCUCCUCUCUAGCCAAGGACUAUCCUCUCUCUCUGCGCCCAGACUCUUGCGGGAGCCCCGCUCGGCGUUAGGUGAACGUAGGAGCCGGUGCGGGGCGGCGGUGGGAGUGCGGGACCUGGAGCUCUGCCGCUCGCGAGUUGCUGUGAGCGGCCGGGGGAUGGGGGGGAAACAGGGCAUUAAUUACCUGCUGAGCCCGCAGAACGCGGCUCCUUUCUAACUCGGCCCUUAUCUUCUCGGGCUCGGCGAGAGCAAAGCGGAGCCGGUCCCUCACCGCGGCGUUUCGCGUGCCCCGUCCUCCUCUUCUCCUCUUUCCUCGGUCUGCAAAGAGCUGCGCUUCUUCCGAGCUGGGGCUUUUCCUCAAAAUAGUACUUAGGUGGGGGCUGCUGUGACAGCAGGAGAUGUGCGAGGUUGCUGGUUAUUAGAAACCAACGAACAAAGCCUGCUGAGGUCACUCGUGAAACGUUUCGGCAGCAGUAAAUGUAUUUUUUAACGGAGACAAUGUCCUCUGAGGUCUUAAAAGUAAUUUUAAACAGGUCUAAAAAAAUAUUUUGAUGUUAUAAAAAAAAAGAAAAGGCGGAUUCCUAUAAAUUAGAAUAUUUUCCGUGUGCAUAUUAUUAAUAAUAACGAAAGUUUUAAGUAUCUUCGUGUUUUUUGAUUCCGAACCUGGUCCAAAAUGGAUUUUCUGAUAGAUUCUGCUUUUGAAUGCUUGCCCUUUUUCUUAAAACGUUUGGAUCCUUCGAUUUUACAUAGAUUAAUGUGAAAAAAAAAAAAAAAAGAAAAAAAAAGAGAAAGAGAGAGAAUAGCGUUUGUAAUCCAGGGGCCAGUUCCUAGCGAUUUUG
This is a messenger RNA of Cuculus canorus (common cuckoo), 2109 nucleotides long. RefSeq names its product forkhead box L2 (gene FOXL2). Bases 324 to 1241 code for a protein of 305 amino acids. Lineage: Eukaryota; Metazoa; Chordata; Aves; Cuculiformes; Cuculidae. The transcript has a single exon. Gene Ontology annotation, molecular function: RNA polymerase II cis-regulatory region sequence-specific DNA binding; DNA-binding transcription factor activity, RNA polymerase II-specific. Gene Ontology annotation, biological process: anatomical structure morphogenesis; regulation of transcription by RNA polymerase II; cell differentiation. The record is from RefSeq and is a predicted model, not a curated record.